Molecule: messenger RNA, 306 nt
Organism: Staurois parvus
Lineage: Eukaryota; Metazoa; Chordata; Amphibia; Anura; Ranidae
Source: the annotation of a GenBank genome assembly
AUUGGGGAGGUUUUUGGGGCACAGACAACAGUUCCUUUAGUCCACAGAUCCACACCAGACACAGCAACACAGUACAGUUCUCUGGAAGGCAAUAUGGAAGAACAGGGGUAUUGUAAUCCACAGGGCAGGGAUGGGUUACAUCCAGGCAGGUUCACGGAGAACACAGGGGUUAAGUCCAGGUAGGUUCACGGAGGACGAGGGGUUAAGUCCAGGUAGGUGAUAGAUCCAGGCAGGUUCACGGGGACAGCAGAAGAUCCCUCCACAGUGCAGGGAUUCGAGGCAGCACAGACAGUCCAGGAGCUGAGG